AUAAAUUCCACAACCUUUUGUACCUUGCACUUGUCAGAAACCAAUGCUUCCACAAAAUCCAUAAAAGGAAAACAUUUUUCUUUGCAAAAGAACCAAAUGACACCUUUGCAUUUCUUUCGCUCCUGCUCGGCCCAGUUUUCCAAAACUUCUGAGUCUGAGAGUCAGUUUUUCCGUCAUAAUUUUUUUUUUCUUUCAUUCUUCUGUCCUCUUUGCUCCCUAUUAUCCGAAUGCGCAGGGAAGGAAACUUCUGGUUUCGUUCUCCCGCUGAGAGCCCUAGAGACGCUUUAGUGGGUAGGGAACUGCCGUUGAGGGCUUUUCUCCCGAAGGCUCACGUCUCCCAGCAGCGGCCGGGCGCGCCGAGGUCAGGGUGUGGCUCCUGCGGGAAUCCAGGGCUGCCAGGACGCCGAGGGGGUCGGAGCCGCGGCGGAAAGCGAAGGGGCAGACCCCGCCGGGGCUGGACCCCUCCUUUGGGCUCCAGGGCCGGCCAGCAGCUUAGGUUCUCGGCCCUUUCCUCCUCGGCUCCCCGGGACAACCUUGGCCGCGUCUUUGCGCCAGAGAUCUUUCCUUUGAAUCCUCCGGGUGGAGUUAGUUGUCUCGGGGCCCCGUGAAUCCUACUCACCUUCCCUUUUCUUCCUGGGACUGAAAUAACCAGCCUGUGCUCCCACCCCCUGCCCAGGACCUGGCCCUUUGGGGCGCGUUCUGCCUGGAUGUGGGUAAAGGGACUGCUGCUUGUGCUGGCGCCACAGGGCUGCGGCUUCCCUCCCCGCACGUGUACUUCCCGGAGGGCACUCGAUUCAAGCCUUUCUUUCCGGUGGCGGGACCCGGGUAACCGGGACGGGGCACGCAAGUGUGGGGCUGACGGGCCGAGGGAUCCCCGGGGAGGCGGGCGGGCCGGCGGCGGAGAGCGCCUGGCCCGCUGCCUGCAGCGCGCACUAUCGCGGGCGCAUAGUAGAUGUCGCUGUUGUCCACGCUUAGGCGGCUGGCCGGCCGGGCUCUGGAGCACGUGACCUGCAAGGAGGCUGCGGCUCAAGGCCAUUUUCAAAUCUCAUUGGCUUGGUUGUCAUGUGGUCGGCAGAGGCAUCCACAAUUACACGGGGAAUGUUUUCCUAGAGAUGUCAGCCUACAAAGGACACAAUCUCUCUUCUUCAAAUUCCUCCCCAAAAUGUCCUUUCCCAACAGCUCUCCUGCUGCUAAUACUUUUUUAGUAGAUUCCUUGAUCAGUGCCUGCAGGAGUGACAGUUUUUAUUCGAGCAGCGCCAGCAUGUACAUGCCACCACCUAGCGCAGACAUGGGGACCUAUGGAAUGCAAACCUGUGGACUGCUCCCGUCUCUGGCCAAAAGAGAAGUGAACCACCAAAAUAUGGGUAUGAAUGUGCAUCCUUAUAUACCUCAAGUAGACAGUUGGACAGACCCGAACAGAUCUUGCCGAAUAGAGCAACCUGUUACACAGCAAGUACCCACUUGCUCCUUCACUACCAACAUUAAAGAAGAAUCCAAUUGCUGCAUGUAUUCUGAUAAACGCAACAAACUCAUUUCUGCCGAGGUCCCUUCGUACCAGAGGCUGGUCCCCGAGUCUUGUCCCGUUGAGAACCCCGAGGUUCCUGUCCCUGGAUAUUUUAGACUGAGUCAGACCUACGCCACCGGGAAAACCCAAGAGUACAAUAACAGCCCCGAAGGCAGCUCCACUGUCAUGCUCCAGCUCAACCCUCGUGGCGCGGCCAAGCCGCAGCUCUCCGCCGCCCAGCUGCAGAUGGAAAAGAAGAUGAACGAGCCCGCCAGCGGCCAGGAGCCCACCAAAGUCUCCCAGGUGGAGAGCCCGGAGGCCAAAGGCGGCCUUCCCGAAGAGAGGAGUUGCCUGGGAGACGUCUCCGUAUCCAGCCCAGAAGUGCAGGAGAAGGAAAGCAAAGAGGAAAUCAAGUCUGAUACUCCAACCAGCAAUUGGCUCACUGCAAAGAGUGGCAGAAAGAAGAGAUGCCCUUACACUAAGCACCAAACGCUGGAAUUAGAAAAAGAGUUCUUGUUCAAUAUGUACCUCACCCGCGAGCGCCGCCUAGAGAUCAGUAAGAGCGUUAACCUCACCGACAGGCAGGUCAAGAUUUGGUUUCAAAACCGCCGAAUGAAACUCAAGAAGAUGAGCCGAGAGAACCGGAUCCGAGAACUGACCGCCAACCUCACCUUUUCUUAGGUCCCAGGCCUCUCGGAGGCCAGGAUCGGAGAGGGGGUCCCGCGUUCCAGGGCCCAGUGCUGGAGGACUGGGAAGGCGGAAGCAAAACCUUCAUUGCUCUUUGUUUUUUUGUUUGGUUUGGUUUGAUUUUCCUGCUAGAAUGUGACUUUGGGGUCGUUCUGUUCGUGCUGCAAGUGAUCUGUAAUCCCUAUAUGAGUAUAUAUAUAUAUAUAUAUUAAAAAAACUUAGCACGUGUAAUUUAUUAUUUUUUUCAUCGUAAUGCAGGGUAACUAUUACUGCGCAUUUUCAUUUGGGUCUUAACUUAUUGGAACCGUAGAGUGUCCAUCCAAUCCAUCCAUUCAUUCAUCCACCCAUCUAUCCAGCAAUGUGACUUAUUCAUGUUUUUCCUAACACAAAAAUCUCUGUGUGUGGUUAGCCCAUGAACUCAUGGCAUUUUUAAUACAUCCAGUACUUUUAAAAUUACAUAUAUAUAUAUUUAAAAAUUUUAAGAAAACCCACAAGCUUUGGGGGGAGGGGGACCAAAAAAAGCACAUUACAAUGUAUCUUUUCACAAAUAAACUUAGCAGUUGUCCUUGGUGAGAUGAAAUAUUGCCGGUUUACGCCUUGUAGCCUUUCCCUUGUGCAUCUGUGGUUUGGUAGAAGUACAACAGCAACCUGUCCUUUCUGUGCAUGUUCUGGUCGCAUGUAUAAUGCAAUAAACUCUGGAAAUGA
This is a messenger RNA of Ochotona princeps (American pika), 2896 nucleotides long. RefSeq names its product homeobox D10 (gene HOXD10). The transcript has 2 exons. Gene Ontology annotation, molecular function: RNA polymerase II cis-regulatory region sequence-specific DNA binding; DNA-binding transcription factor activity, RNA polymerase II-specific. Gene Ontology annotation, cellular component: nucleus. Bases 953 to 2185 code for a protein of 410 amino acids. The record is from RefSeq and is a predicted model, not a curated record. Lineage: Eukaryota; Metazoa; Chordata; Mammalia; Lagomorpha; Ochotonidae. Gene Ontology annotation, biological process: regulation of transcription by RNA polymerase II.